This is a messenger RNA of Chionomys nivalis (European snow vole), 777 nucleotides long. RefSeq names its product splicing factor 3b subunit 6 (gene Sf3b6). The record is from RefSeq and is a predicted model, not a curated record. Gene Ontology annotation, cellular component: cytoplasm; nucleus; ribonucleoprotein complex. Gene Ontology annotation, molecular function: mRNA binding. The transcript has 4 exons. The coding region runs from base 228 to 605 and encodes 125 amino acids. Lineage: Eukaryota; Metazoa; Chordata; Mammalia; Rodentia; Cricetidae.
UUUUCGCCUUCCGGUCUGAGAACGCACUCGGUAGUUUGGUCUGGAACAUCUUUUCGGGGACGUCGACACGGCCUAGUUUGAGGCGCGGGCUUCCCGGCAGCGCCGUGACAGCUUCCGGCGCUGCCUGACUGUGGACAUUGUGUGUCUGGCGCCGUGUCGCCCUCGACGGCACCGAGCUUUAGAGACACUCAGAGGAAUCCCACGGUAACCUCCCACAGCUCGCCAAGAUGGCGAUGCAAGCGGCCAAGAGGGCGAAUAUUCGCCUCCCACCUGAAGUAAAUCGAAUUUUAUAUAUAAGGAAUUUGCCAUAUAAAAUCACAGCGGAAGAAAUGUAUGAUAUAUUUGGGAAAUAUGGACCUAUUCGUCAAAUCAGAGUAGGAAAUACACCUGAGACCAGAGGAACAGCGUAUGUGGUCUAUGAAGAUAUCUUUGAUGCUAAGAAUGCAUGUGACCAUCUAUCGGGAUUCAAUGUGUGUAACAGAUACCUCGUGGUUUUGUACUACAAUGCUAACCGGGCAUUCCAGAAGAUGGACACCAAGAAGAAGGAAGAGCAGCUGAAGCUUCUCAAGGAAAAGUAUGGCAUCAACACAGAUCCCCCAAAAUGAACUUGGGGAUUUCACUCUGAAUAUGCCCAUGUGUGGCCCCCAGUUACCUUUUUUUCUCUUUAGUGCAUACUGAAUAUUGUAAUAUUUUGUUUGAGACCUAGAAUCCGAAAAUGACUUGUUUGAAACUUAUCUAAGCAUUAGAAUAUAUUAUUUUAAUAAACUAAUAGCUUUU